GAUAACGGACCGCAGCGGGCGCGCGAGGUGGCCAAAAAGCAACUGCACGCUCCGUAAACAAACACCGCCGGGAGCCAAAGCCGCCCGCUGCUGCCAUCGCUGCCUCAGACGCCGGCCCCGCGCCCUGCAGUGAGCCGUGCGGUCGCCCAGACGUCAUCGGCGAGCGCUCUCGCUUGUGUAAUAUCUGCGCCACCGCUGGGUGUGGCCUUGUCCACACAACACCAGAACGUGGACCCAUCACUGGCCUUCAACAGUCCACCCUCCGCUGCCCCUGUAGCCAGCACACUACACGCCCUGCACGCCCUGCCACCGGCUCGACCGCGCACACACGUUAAGCCGCCGCGGCUAGCUCCCGCCGUGCCCGCGCGCCGCCCAUCGACCGUCUUCCUGGCCCUCACGCCGCCCCCCGGUCGCCCUCUGGCAAUAUCUGCCAAACAUUCCACCACGCACCCGCCGCUGAAGGAGCUCAGCCUGACCAAUGUCGACUCCAUGUCACAGCUCUCGCACGUCCCGAGAAGUGUCUCACCCCCCGCAUCGGUGAGAUCAAAUCCACCGCCGACCCCCGGCCAUGGAGCUGCCCAACCCUCCUGGCCCGCUCCCGAAGAGGUGACGCCAAAGACCCUCUCGCAGACGGGCCGCUCCAAGACGGCGCCCAUUGGCCUGGAGCAGCUGUGGACGCCAACUGUCGACCAGCCUCAGCUGUCUGAGCGCGACAGUAUUUUUGCGACCACGUACCUGCCCGCCGACAGUCCAACGUCCUCCCCCCCCUCCGGCGCGCCAACGCCAGACACAAACGACAAUUCUUCCGACCAUGGCCCCUCACACAUGGCAGCAUCAGCGUCACCUCCGCGGCGACUGACAGACGCGCCUGUCCUCCGCCAGCGGCGGCCCCCACAACUACACGCCACCUUAAAGCACCACCAGGGCCUCCUUUCGACCCACUUCAAUUCGAGCGGACGAGACGUAUCGAGCAUGAGCUCUGAACACCUGCGCCAGAGUCCACCGCCGUUCAUGAGCCCCGUCGACUCACCCGUGCAUCGACCCACCGUGCCCCACCACCCCGUGCAGUCUGCCGCGCCGUUAGAUGAUAAAAUUGCAGAAAACGAAGAAAGAAUAAAGAACAGGCUGUGGCGAGAAGGAAAGGCUGAGCCCUACCUCCACCACAAGGGGGUAGGUCAGAAUUUGGUUAGAGACGGUCACGUCGAUAAGAAGAUCGAGGCAACGCUCGCCAAAACAGAGCAGCCGGCAACUGCGAGGAGCAGGAAAGCAAGCCACUACCUGCGCGUGUUCAAGGAGAACGAUGCCGCAGAAGAACAAAAGAAACGAGAGGGCCGUCCAAAGGAGCGCCGUCCCACCGAGAGGAGCCUACCCACACAUCAAGAGGACGGAUCUGUCAAGUCGGAAGCCAGUGUUCUUGUGGAGCAACUGCAGUGGCAUUCUCGUGCCUCGUCUGUUGUGCAGUCGCCUCAGAACGGUCCAAUUGAUUCAUAUUUUGACACUGUUCCUGCGACCCAGGAAGGCAUGGGUGGUCCACUAAAAGCCGAUGAAGAACGCUCGAAACGCGAGAUUCCUGCGCGACUCCUCGAAGAAAUUCGGAAUUUUCACAAUCUUACUCCAGGCGCUGACCGAGGAUCGUCCUUCUCGAGGAGUCUCCCUACUGCUGCCGCCGAGAAGAUCCGCUUGUAUGCUCCACAAGGCAGACCAGUCUCUCAAGUGCACGAGCCCUCAGAGUAUUUCCAAGUCACACGCGAUGAGAGUGCCGACCACUCUCACGGUUCUGAAGACGAUGAAUCCGAACGAGAGCAAAUCUCGUCGGCCCUCUACUUCCCUCAUCGCCAGCUGAAAUCGCCUGAGGAAAUUCCCUCCGAAGUAGAGGCUCAGAAGGCAGAGAUCGAAAGUGCUCGGAAACGACCCUCAGUCAGCGCAGGCAAAGCGCCCAAGGUCUGGGCCAAGGACGAAGAGGCUGUAAAGACUCCCCAAGAAGUAGAAAUUUCUCUACAGUCUCAAGAUACAAAUCAAUGCCUGCAUGGUGACAUCUCAACCACAGCUACUAUCUCACAGGAAGAAAGCAAGUCGCUCAUUUCUCCUAUCGUCGAAGCGACUACCUCCGCCGAAUCUGGCUAUGAUUCGCUCGCGGAUUCCUCAAGAUCCGUUCGGGACUAUGAAUCUAGUGCGACUGAUGAUCUAGGAACGACGCCCACCGCAACACCGCGCAAAGAGGGAAAGAAGCCUCCACCUCCAACUCCGACUUCGACUCUGACUCAGGCUCAGCCGCCUGCCCCGCUUGGUGCAGUCGAGCUGAAGCCGUACGAUCAUCAGGUUGGCGGUCAUACAACGGUGUAUCGCUUUUCUCGUCGAGCUGUGUGCAAGCAACUCAACAACCGAGAGAACGAGUUUUACGAGACAGUCGAGCGGCAACACCCUGAGCUGCUAGAGUUCUUACCAAGGUACAUUGGUGUUCUGAACGUAACUUAUCGCAAAGCUCCAAAGCGGAAGAAGACCAACAAGGACAAAGCCAAGGUCGAUGCGGGCAACUCCGCUUCCGCUUCCCAGACUACUGCCGACCCUGCAUCGUCAAGACCGGAGUCAACCGCGCCGAGCCACGGUGGGACAGUUGACGAUUUACCUAGAAUGGUUAGCCAUUCACAGCAAAGCAUGCCCAUACCUCAGGUGGUCUUCGAGAACAAUCGCCACAUCAUCCCGGAUAAUCUCUUUCGGGUGCCGCCACGAUCUGCCACUCCCGAUCCAUGGACAGGCAACUCAUUUUUCCCUUCGCAAUACCACCGCAGGAACCAGAGUGAUAUCGGAUUCACUUACGGAAAGAAUCAAACGCGGCCUCAAAUGAAGCAGCAGAGCAGCUGGGGUGUUACCACCAUCAACAGGAAACUGCAAGAGGAGGUUCUGCGCCAGGUGUUUGCGCCUCCACCUAUUCACCACCGUCACCGUCAUCACCACCACGGCAUGCCACCGCGCAGAUUGAAGGUCGAUUCACAUAGCAUUGCGGGAUCGGCGCCAUCGAUGCGUAGAAACAGCGCCGACGUUUCCGAAGUCAGUAUACCUGCUGAAGAAUCCACGCGAAAGCAGGUGCUCAAAGCCGAAGCUCACCGUCAGAUGGCCGGCACAAAUGCAGAAAGCCUGCCCGAUGAGGCUAGCUAUAUCGUGAAGAAGGAAGUUAUUCCACCGCCAUCCUCUACGCUUCCUCGACGUCGUCAUUCCGGUGGUGGUCUCACACGUCGACCUUGUGGCGUUGAUUCAGACCGGAGGUCUAAUUUGGAGUUUUAUGAGGAAGAAGGAUACGGAGGCGAUGGGGAAGAGGAGGUCUUCGCUAUGGACGAGGAUGCUAAGAUUCCCCCGCAAGUGAGAAGUGGUAAUAAUGAUCGGACUCGCGAAGUUGCAAUCCAGCAUGGCCAGGAGAGUGCGCCUGAAGGCACAAUGCUCCCUGCCCCCGUGACUCCAAAGGCGAAAAACACGCCACCGGCCACCCCAGAACCAGGCAACCCGGAAGAAGCUCAACAACAGCCUGACGAGCGUGUCCAGCAUUUUCUUCUCCUUGAAGAUCUUACGGCGGGGAUGUCAAAGCCUUGCGUGCUCGAUCUCAAGAUGGGAACUCGUCAGUACGGCAUUGAGGCCGACGAAAAGAAGCAACGAUCACAGCGCCGCAAGUGCCAGAUGACGACUAGUCGUGAGCUUGGUGUCAGGGUGUGUGGUAUGCAGAUUUGGAACGUCAAAUCGCAAAGCUACGUGUUCGAAGACAAAUACUAUGGCCGCGACCUAAAAGCCGGAAAGGAGUUUCAGGAUGCCUUGAAGCGCUUCUUCUGGGACGGUAAUGGAUACAAAGCAGCAAUCCGCCAUAUUCCUGUUAUCCUGGAGAAGAUCAGCGCACUAGAAGGGAUGAUUCGAAGCUUGCCAGGUUACCGCUUCUAUGCUAGCAGCCUGCUCAUGCUGUAUGACCGCGGGGAUGGAGAGCAGAAGGAUAAGGAGCCUUCGCCCCUACCGAAUGGUUUCUCGAACUCCAGCACAGAGGACCUUUCUCGACCUACGUCUCCUUUGACAGGUCCGACAUCAAACCCGACACCGAAGAGCCAUCCUGAGAUUAAAUUAAAGAUCGUCGACUUUGCGAACUGUGUUACAGCUGAGGAUCGGCUACCCGAGCAUGUCUCAUGUCCGCCAAGGGAUCCCGACGGCGUCGACCGCGGCUACCUGCGUGGUUUGAGGUCACUUCGACUCUACUUCCAGCGCAUCUGGCGCGAUAUUAACGAGAAAGAUUGGGUUGAGCGUGGUGAAGGCGAGGGAAUGUCGAGAGAUCAUAAUCACGGCCCUGGCAUGGGCGAGGUUGGCCCUGGAUGGAUGGACGCGCCUAACAACGAUGACUUUGGGUACGUCAGCCUUUGA
Messenger RNA from Trematosphaeria pertusa, 4392 nucleotides. Its product is annotated as SAICAR synthase-like protein. Gene Ontology annotation, molecular function: inositol hexakisphosphate kinase activity. Lineage: Eukaryota; Fungi; Ascomycota; Dothideomycetes; Pleosporales; Trematosphaeriaceae. Gene Ontology annotation, cellular component: nucleus; cytoplasm. The coding region runs from base 490 to 4392 and encodes 1300 amino acids. Gene Ontology annotation, biological process: inositol phosphate biosynthetic process; phosphatidylinositol phosphate biosynthetic process. The record is from RefSeq and is a predicted model, not a curated record. The transcript has 2 exons.